AAAGUCGUUCAGUGUUGUGCUCGAAGUGCCAUGAUUUGUAAAUCUUUGACCUUGAACAACAUUGGUGUGCUUCGGAUUUGGAUACUAUCAAUUCAAGAACAAGGUGAGAAAGUAGUUAAUCCAUCUUGGUCCUCGUUGUGACGUGAAUUUGUCGAUUAUAGAGCAGAAAAAUGACAUUAUUUUCGUGCCCAUUUUAGUUGUUACCGGUGAAUUCAUAGGUAUUAACAAAUUUUCUGUCGAACAACUUGAAGUCGAAAUUAGUAGCGAGAGUGUCACUUCGAUGUAGAAUCUCUGUUAUUGUGCCUUUCAACCUCGCUUGGGAAUUUCAAAUUACGAAAUUUUGUUGUUACUCGUUUCUCAUUGUUGACCAUCGUUCUUUCUUUCAUCUGGUUGAUUCCAUAACAUCGUCAUUCUAGUAGGCACUCAAUUACAUCCGUUUUUGAUGAUUCAUCAUAGCCAGAACUUCAUUCAUCGUUGCUUGUUUCUAAGUACAUGAAUCGUUCACAUCUUGAGCGUUCUAAAAGAAGAAGAAGAUUUAACUGGAAAGAGAAAAGGUAGGAGAUUUCGUUUUUGAUUUUUGGAGGUUUUUGGUGAUUUUAUUCAUCUACUUGGAAAAUCAAUUACAAUUAGGGACUCAACAUAGGGAUGGACCUUUAGGAAGUACCACCAGAAAUUGAAUUCAUCGUAUUUCCAGUGCAAGGUCUGCAGGCAGGGAUUAUCUCUGCCCGCAAGCUCGUGUGGCGGAUUGCUUAUAGGAAUGAAAAGAUUGGUCUAGUAUGGACCAUUCGUAUCCUUGUACUACUACUAGGAGCCAUUAGAAAAAGAUCUGCUGAUGUAUUGUAUCAUAUCUGAAACUAUAGCAAAACUAAGGAGCUAUAUAAAGACCAAUAAGAUAUGACCGCAAAAAGCACCUGGAGGUACUUAGAUAUAACAAGAACUACUACAACAGAACUGAAGGGCAACUAGAAUCAUCCACUUAGAUUGCUAUGAUCCCGCUCGUGUAUAAUGAAAAUCGGAGUAGCAGUGUUCCUUUCAGACUAGCCAUCUGGUGUGGUUCCUCAGGGUGAGGAUGCGAUGGGAACCCGAGACACUCGGUACCACUAGACAACGACGCACAUGGGCACUCUUCACCAGGGAGCACAUCUGACAAGAUGCGUCAGAAAUGUUGGCGAACGCGGCGGCCAUUAUUGGCGAUCUUUUAGAAUUAACGGCCCUACCUUUCAAAACUCGUGGCCCUACCUUUCAAAAUUCACGCUCUAACAAACUUGCAAAAUUCACGCCCUAACUUUCAAAAUUCAUGCCCUAACUUUCAAAAUUCACGGCCUAACUUUCACAAUUCAGGCCCUAGCUUUUGCCAUUCAUGCGCUAACUUUCAAAAUUCAUGCGCUAACUUUCAAAAUUCAUGAGCAUAACAAGACGCUGCGCGUUUUUGCAGUGUUGUCGCAGCAUUCGCCUACUUUCAAAAUUCAAAAGCUAGAGCCAAAACUUAAAGUCAAAAUUUAAAAUCGAAAUUCAAACUAUUAAAUUUAAAACUCAGAACCUAAAGUCAAAAUUCAAAAUCAACACUCGAAACUCAAAAUUAGAAACUCAAAAUUCGAAACUCAAAAUUCGAAACUCAAAAUUAGAAACUCAAAAUUCGAAACUUAAAAUUUAAAGUCAAAAUUUAGAGUCAAAACUUAAUGUCAAAACUUAAAGUCAAAAUUUAGAGUCAAAAUUCAAAAUCUCAAGAAUGUGUACACUACUACUACUAAGUCAGAACUUUGAAUCAGAAAUCAAAUCCGAAAUCUUGAAUAUGAG
Messenger RNA from Amoebophrya sp. A25, 1797 nucleotides. Lineage: Eukaryota; Dinophyceae; Syndiniales; Amoebophryaceae. The record is from the annotation of a GenBank genome assembly.